GUGUUUUUUUUUUUUUGACGUUUUGUGAGUUAGAGCUUGUUGGAAAUCCCAGUCUCUCUGUUUUUAGUAGACCGCAGGAUGUCACUUGUCCUCAUCGUCGAUAAGUGUCUGCCUUCGGCAACUGCCUUUGUUUUUUUGUUUUUGUAGGCCCCUCCGUUCCUCCCUCCUUUUCUCUUUCUCCUUUUUCCCCAGGAAAGAGACCUCACCCACGAGCCACCAGGCCCACCAUUAAUCCAUUGAAGAACUUCCUUCAACCAAACAGGGCUUCGUCAGAGAUCGAGUAAGAGAACUCCCCUCAAUCUCAGCAUUUAUAGGAUAUAGGAGUCUUAGAUCAAUGUCGGAUUCCCUUUCUUCUUCUUCAUUUUCCCCCUGUUGCUGCCCGUAAGGCCCUUACAUCGUGAUCUCUUGAAGCGACAGAAGGCAGUGGCAGUGGGCCAUUGGCAAAAGGCAGGCAGCUCACUGCUGCUCCUCCCUCGUUUCAUUUUUGAACAAAUGGGCUUUUAAAAGAGAAUCACUGCUUAGCUAAGCCAGUAAGAAGGGAACUGAUCAGAGUUACGCACACGGUGUUGGGGAGCACCUACCGUCGGAAUCCUCCAGUCAAACCUGUCACUAAAAGGAGUGGACCCGAGUAAGUGUCAGCGGUCGUCCGCUGGUUGCGUAAUUUCCGAUGCUUUCUGCUGUAGAGCUAUGGUCGGAGUGAAAUCGCAAAGCUUUUACCACUGGGUCGACUUGGUCUGAGCCGGUGAGUUCUGCUGCUUUCUGCCGCAGUGAUUUGUUAUUGAGAUGAUCCAGACAGAAGCAGCCGCCCCCAUCAAGCGAGUCCAAUGGCGAGAAAAGAGAGUCAGAAUCGGAGUGCGGCAGAGAGCGGCGGUGGUGGUGGGGGGAGUUUAAAAAUGAAAAACACAGUAAAGGGAGAGGAGAGGGGGGUGUUUUCUUCUGCGUCCACGUGCGCUGCAACAAGCAACAACGGCUACUCCCUCUUUGGAGGGAGUUUUUGAUUUUUGUGUAUUUGUAAGGGCAUCGAGUGGCGCCAUUCGGGGAAACUCCCCAAUUGCAAUUUGCAAACAAAACGAAGGAACCUGGAGAGAGAGAGAUGCAGAGGCAUGCCCAUUAACCAUAGUUAGAAAAAAGAAAAAAAGAAAAAGAAAAGCGCAGACAAUGAGACAGGCAGAGAGUUGAUGCUGUUAGUAAUCACGCUUUCUGAGAGUUUCAUCAGAUCUGAAUCAGUGCUCCAAUCUACGCGGCUUCUUCUACUCUACUUCCUUCUCUCUCUAAUAAUCUCCUCCUCCUCCGUCCUCUCUUCACCUCUUUCCCAUUCACCUGUGAGACUUCCUUCCUCACCCCUCCUCAUUUUUCUCGCUGAAGUUGCUCCUGCUCUCGUCUGUUAUGUGAUUCUUUAGUUGGAAGGAUCUCCAUGUUUAUUACAAAUUAAUUUGGGAUCCCCUUUUCUAUUGCCAAUUAAUUUGGGCACCAAGAGAUCGCCUUUUGUCCAUUACAUGUUUGGUAGUUUCUUCUUGUUGAGCUGUAAAUCGCUGUGCAAUCGCUCGGAUUAUAGAGCAUUUGGCUGGGAAGCAGCGGCUGGGAGUGAGACGGUGAAACACCUCUCGCCGGGUUGCCAAAUGCACAAAAGGAGAAAGAAUCGAUUAAUGACGGAAUUAAUUAGGCCCCCCUCUGGUUGUGGCCGCUUCAGCUUGCUUUCCUUCUUCGCUGCUAUCAACAUUCUCCUAUGAGUGGUGGUUGGUGUUUCAGUUUUCAAGAAGCAACGUGAUGGUUGAGAGGAGGAUGGUCAGGCACUCCACUGAUUCGGGCGAGCUCCGCCUGAAGAAGGAGCUCAGUGCCCUUGGAAAGGCUCGAUUUCUGCGCGACCCGGAGACAUGUUCCUCCUGGAGAUCUCCAGUGAGCACUACCCGCUUCUCCACCAUCUGUGCUCCCCCGAGCCACUCGCCUGGUGCCAGAGCAGGAGGAGGAGGUUCUGAGAUCGGCAUGUCCAACUCUGUACCUGAGCGGAAGGACGCAGAGGUGCUGUUCGAGCUUGACCACUCGAGCUUGCAGCCGGCUGUCCCCAUUGGCAGAGAAAAGUCCAUCUUCCUCUACAACUGGAGGCACCGGUCCAGCGGCAAGGGGAAAUGGUCCUUCUCCAACGUUUUGGGUGGCGAGAACGGCCGGAUUCAUCCGAACAGGGAUGAUAUGCAAGGAUCAGUUAAUGAGAGCAGCACCGGAGUGGGCGAGAACAGUUUCAGCGAUUCCCUGAGGGAAGAUCCUCAGGAUGUUGCUCAGCGCGUCGAGGAGUCCUCCCCUGUGGUCCUGAGGAGGCCCAGCAGGAAACCCCGGCAAAAAAGCAAUGAAACCGAUGCCAGAAACGGUCGCUCCAAUCAGGAGGCACGCUCGAACUACUGCAAUUCCGGGGAGUUUGGGGUUUCUCUGUACGAUUCAUCCCACGAGGCGUCCCAUGCGCGGGCCGAGUCACCCCUGCUGCGCGGCUACUCCGUGGCUUCAGAAGAGCAAAUGAUCAACCCCAAGGACGAGAAAUGGAGCCGCUCGGCCAAGUUGCUGAGAGCUUCCAGGAGGGAGGAGGCGUCUUACACGCCCGCAUCAACGCGCAACCCCAGCCUGAUCGAUUCUUGGGAUGGGACAACUUCAUUUGGCGACAAUGAACUGGACGACUAUCUGGACGUGCAAGGGGGCCAAGGGUGUGGCAUCCCCUGCUAUUGGUCGAAGAAGAUGAAGUACAACAAGACCCCUCGCUCUUGCUGUUCUCCCUCCUUCUCCGAUGCAUUGAGGAGGAGGAGGAGAACCAGGAGCCGGGGCCCCGGGAGCAGGGGGAGCAGCAUCCUCUGUGCAGGACAGUUCAUGUACUCCAAGCGCUCGCGGUCGCCAUCGCCGUCACCGUCGCUGUCUCCGUCGGCUUCCAUCUCGCAGCUCGGCCGCAAAUGUUCCAAGGCCUCGACUGAACCUUCUCCGGUUUUGCCCUUGCUGCUGACCGACGGAAGGGAUCACGGAGCGGGUUCAUCUGGUGAGACUCUAAUCGACGAGUUGUCGACGGAUUUCGGGGAGCUUGAUCUGGAGGCUUCCAGUCGUCUGGAUGGAAGAAGAUGGUCCUGUUGCAAGAGCCCCUCCGAGCAGCUGGCAUUGGCAACCGGAACAGGUCGAGACAGAGGGGUGCCAGAUCGAGAAACGCCGAGGAGUCUGAGCCAGAAGUACCGUCCGAGGUCCUUCGACGAGCUGGUAGGGCUGAAAAUUGUGGUUCAAUCGCUUGUCAACGCGCUGUCCAGAGGAAGGAUAGCGCCCAUGUACCUCUUUCAAGGUCCUCGAGGAACCGGAAAGACGUCUGUGGCCAGGAUCUUCGCGGCCGCACUGAAUUGUUUGUCAACGAAUGAGGCCAAGCCUUGCGGGUUUUGCAAGGAAUGCAUAGACGGCGUUGCUGGAAAAAGCGCCAGCACCAUAGAGUUGGAUGCCACCAAUGGCAAGGCUAUGGCUAAAGUGAAGCAGCUGUUGGAGAAAGCUUCUGCGUCCCCUCGGCAGUCAAAGUACAGAGUGCUUCUUAUAGAUGAAUGCCAUGUGCUGUCCAUCAAGACGUGGACGGCGUUUCUUAACCUGAUGGAGGAACUUCCAUCCCAUUUGGUUUUCAUAUUCAUUACCACGGAACCGGAGACUUUGCCCCGUGCUGUUGCUUCCCGGUGCCAGAGGUACCUCUUUCCCAAGAUCAAAGAAGCAGAUAUCGUUCCAAGGCUCAGGAUGUUGGCUGCAGAAGAGAAUAUGGAUGUCGAACCGGAUGCACUGGAUUUGAUAGCCUUGCAUUCCGAUGGUUCUCUUCGUGAUGCAGAAACGGUGCUCGAGCAACUGGGCUUGCUGGGGAAGAAGAUCACUGCAUCUCUAGUUAAUGAUUUUGCUGGUGUCGUUUCGGAUGACAAAUUGCUUGAUCUUCUUGAGUUAGCCAUGUCCUCCAAUACCUCACAAACAGUUAAAAGAGCAAGAGAGCUGCUGGAUACGGGGGUCGAUCCGCUGGCUCUAAUGUCCCAGUUAGCAGCUCUCAUUAUGGAUAUCAUUGCAGGAACUGACAGACUAGCGGACACCAAAUGUGAUGGAUCGGUUUUUGAUAAACAAAGCUUGACCGAAGCCGAGUUGGAAAGUCUAAGGCAUGCUCUAAAAAUUCUUUCUGAAGCAGAAAAGCAGCUCCGCCUCUCGAGUGAUAGGUCAACAUGGUUUACUGCUGCUCUCUUGCAGAUUGGCUCUAACAAUCAGCCUUCUCUCGCUCCAAAUAAAACCAAACAAAAUGUUAGGCAUGCUGAUGACUUAAAGGAGCAUAAUAACAUGCAAACUGAAGGAACUAUUCAGCAUAAAAUGACAGGGAGUGUGAACAAGCAUGAGGAGGCAGCAUCAUUACCCAUUUCCGUAUCAGCAAAUGAAAAUGCUUCUUACCCUGGUGGUCCUUCAUCUAGUGAUUCUAAAAUGGAUAUCAAUGAUAAUCUGCUGACAUGCAGCAAAUCAAUGGAGGGUGCAUCAGCUGUGGGUGAUGAAGAUGUUCAGGCGAAUGUGAGUGGGUUUAUACACAUAAGCACAUGUGAGCUGGAUGAGAUCUGGAGGAGAGUUGUAGAAAGGUGCCACUCGAAGACUUUAAGGCAGUUGCUGUUUAGUGAUGGAAAGCUAGUGUCAGUUUACGAAGAAAACAGUGCACUAAUUGCUUGUAUAGCAUUUAAACACCAAGAUCAGAAAGACAGGGCUGAGCGAUUUCUAAAAAGCAUAACGAACUCAAUGGAAAUUGUUUUGAGACACAAUGUAAAGGUUUCGGUUGGACUUCUAUCUCAAAUGGCCGACAUGUCUUCCAGAUUUUCAGUUAAGGUACCAAGUGUCUCACCAAGAAAGCAGACAGGGUCUAGUCAUACCAUGGUUAAGGAGAGAACAGAUAAUACCAAUGGAGGCAAUCACUAUGGCGGACAAUUACGGAAUGAAGCAACUACUUCCAGCCGGAAUAAUCCUGAUACCUUGGAAGACAGCAUUGAUGAUUCUUGUGAUGGCUCUUCUUUACUGGAGGAUAACUUCAACAGAUCAAGUUUGACAGUGUUUCCAAUAGAGGGAAAUGGAGGAUCUUAUAUUAGAAAAUAUUUGGAUAAUGAAAUUGCUGUUGAUAGCACAGACGCUGUUGUCGACGAGCAGAAGUUGGAAUCUGCUUGGUUGCAGGCAGUAGAGAAAGGUCCACUAGGAUCAACUGGCCAGCCAAAGCAUGUGCGGAAUCAAGUAACCUCGCAGGAUGAUUUCUUCAGUCAUAACGAAACUGCCUCUGUGAUGCAACCUGUUGCUGCAAUUGGACAUCCUGGAGAGGAUGUGAAUCCUAGAAGCCCGUCCAUAGGGGUCAUUGGAAGCAGGGUGCAAGUUCAAAAAUACCUGGAUAAUCCUUGUCCUCUUUCGCCUAGCUUACUUCACAUGAGGAGCUGCAAAUAUGAUUCUGACACGGGUGGAUAUGAGUCCGCGCCUGGUUGCAAUGGAAUCCUUUGCUGGAAAACCUUCGGGCAUCGCAAGGGAAAGGCAAAGCCAAUGAAAGCAGCUCGGUCUCACGGAUCUAGAUGGUGUUUAUGCGUCAAAUGCUGUGGGAGAUUAAGUAGCAAUGCAUGAGAAAGUUAAGAAGUCUGGGGGUUCAGGCGGGCUUGCACAGACAAUUAUGAAACUACUUGGAAUUGGAGUCCAAAUGGAGGUAAAUUGUCCGACCCCGUCCGUCAUUUGAUAUUCUUUUGUGACCUGCAACUUCAACAAAAUGACCCCCUUACGGAAGGUUACACCUGGAUAUGACAUGCCCGUGUCUCCAUUCGAAAGGUGACAGCUCUGAUGCUUGGUGACUAUCUAUAAUUAUGUAUUCGAGAACAAAACGUUACACUCUGUACCCAUCUCUGUCCCCAUCUCUGUCUCUCUCCCCUCUGGAUCCAUGAAAUAGGUACUCUGAGGAAGGCUCUUCUCGAUGUAUUCUAUCCUUAAACUGAAACAUCGGGCCCGUUGGAGUUAUUGAGAGGUCAUCAUUCUUUGAUGCCAA
Messenger RNA from Nymphaea colorata (pocket water lily), 6022 nucleotides. RefSeq names its product protein STICHEL. The transcript is spliced from 6 exons. Gene Ontology annotation, biological process: DNA-templated DNA replication; DNA repair. The record is from RefSeq and is a predicted model, not a curated record. Gene Ontology annotation, molecular function: DNA binding; ATP binding; ATP hydrolysis activity. Gene Ontology annotation, cellular component: nucleus; DNA polymerase III complex; DNA replication factor C complex. The coding region runs from base 1768 to 5610 and encodes 1280 amino acids. Lineage: Eukaryota; Viridiplantae; Streptophyta; Magnoliopsida; Nymphaeales; Nymphaeaceae.